UAAACUUUUAAUAGUACAAGAUUGCUCUCAAACGAGACUAUUGCGGCAUCUAUUUUUCACUUAACAUCAAUUUAUUGCUCGGAGAAAUGGCAUAUUAAUUUUAUUGAGACCAAAUGCAGUUUAAUUGAAGUGCGUGAAGUUACUUUAAUUCGAAGUUGACCCUCGGUGAUCAAAGCACAUAAAAUCAUGAAAGUGGAUCUGCGGAAAUAGAAUCAGCCCGCAGUGAAGUGGCGCGAGUACGAUGACAGCGGAGGUCAGAACUGUCGUGGCAACGCCCCCUCGGGAUCGGAUCCUGGAGGACGUGCGACUCCUGCGGGAAUGGAUAGCCAAGGAGCCGCACCUGCCGAACGUGGAGGAUGAGACGUGGCUUGAGACGUUCCUGUACAACAACAAGUUCCGGCUGGAGAGGACCAAAGCCAAGCUCAACAGCUACUACUCCUUACGCACUAAAUACCCCCAGCUCCUAAGGGAUCGAGACCCGACCUCGCCGGCGCUCCUCCAGACCAGGAAGGCUGUCAAGCUGGGCGUUUCGCAUCGGCUCGACGAGAGCAACUGUAGGUUGUUCUUCGUAAGGCUCGAAGCGAACUCCGGUGUUGUCGACGCGGAGAACUCAACGAAGCGUUGGCUGAUGAUCUUCGACGCUCUGUUGCUGGAGCAAGACCGACUGACCAACUACAUCAUCGUCGUCGACUACCGUAACGUCCGCUACUCCCUCUUCCUUAAGAUCCUCAUCGUCCUCAAACCGGCCCUCGAGAUCCUCUUCAACGCCUUCACCGGCCGCGUGUGCGCCCUGCACUACAUCCACGCCUCCUCGCUUGCCUACCGGGCCACCGAGUUCCUCAAGUUCAACUUCCCCAAGAGGUACAUGGACAGGAUCUACACCCAUGGUGACGAUUACGGAACGCUGAGGGCACUUAUCGAUGAGAGGAUCCUGUGUAAGGAUCUUGGUGGCCGAGGACCAAGUUUCGUCGAAAUGGAAGAAUACACCCAACAAUUAUUAGAGAGACACAAGGAAUGGUUUCAGGAGCAAAAUGACAUUUGUUCGAACGAAUCAUUGCGGAGACGGGAACCAGACGAAACAGAAGAAAUACAUGGUUCAUUCAGAAAACUAGCUAUAGACUGAUUUUAAAAUUUGGAGUAUUCAUAUACCAGUAAUGAGAGUAAUGCAU
This is a messenger RNA of Bemisia tabaci, 1169 nucleotides long. The record is from RefSeq and is a predicted model, not a curated record. Lineage: Eukaryota; Metazoa; Arthropoda; Insecta; Hemiptera; Aleyrodidae.